AUGGCUCCGAGUCCACAAUUUGACCUAGGUAAAGUGAGAGGUAUUAAGGCCAGGGAAGAGGAGAUAAACGAGGCUAAUGCUCUAGUUGAAUCUGAGUAUUUAAACAUUCUGAAUAACUUUUGCUUUGGUAGAGCUGUAUUUGAUAUUGUUCGUGUUUUCAAAAGGAGGGAAUUUGAUUUGGAUCUUGAACCGGCAAAACCACUAGUCGAAGACAGAAACAACUCACGACGCAAUUAUGAUGAUGAUGAUGAUGAUGAUGAUGAUACCGACAAAUCCUCCGACUCUGAUAAAUCGUCUGAAUCCGAUGAAUCAUCUCAUUCUGAUAGUUCAGAUGACACGGAAACAGAGGAACCAGAGACUCCUUCUAAUAAACGCGAUCGAAAGUGCUGCCUCUGUUGUGCGUGCUGCGAAUCAAAUAACAAAAUCAAUCAAAUUAUAAUCUUAUCCAAAACAGUUUAA
Echinococcus granulosus is the source of this 459-nucleotide messenger RNA. RefSeq lists its product as hypothetical. The transcript has 4 exons. The record is from RefSeq and is a predicted model, not a curated record. NCBI's taxonomy places the organism in Eukaryota, Metazoa, Platyhelminthes, Cestoda, Cyclophyllidea, Taeniidae. Bases 1 to 459 code for a protein of 152 amino acids.